Messenger RNA from Pyrus x bretschneideri (Chinese white pear), 2042 nucleotides. Its product is annotated as external alternative NAD(P)H-ubiquinone oxidoreductase B1, mitochondrial. The transcript is spliced from 10 exons. Gene Ontology annotation, molecular function: NADH dehydrogenase activity; calcium ion binding. The coding region runs from base 83 to 1825 and encodes 580 amino acids. The record is from RefSeq and is a predicted model, not a curated record. NCBI's taxonomy places the organism in Eukaryota, Viridiplantae, Streptophyta, Magnoliopsida, Rosales, Rosaceae.
ACUCCCUCCCUCCUCUUGUUGAGUGAUUUGAGGACCAGUCUCUUCUCACUUGAUCAUCCUCUGGAUUCUGGUCAAGCCCCAAAUGACGAUCUUGUCCUUCUUCACCAGAGCUUCAAGAGCUUUCAAUGGCCACCCUGUUGCCUCCAAGCUUCUGGUGCUCUGUACUAUCAGUAGCGGAGGUCUCCUGGCGUAUGCAGAAUCGCAGUCCAACGUUGGCUCUCCUGUUGUCGAUCCUAAUCAAAACGAGUCUAGGAAAAAGAGAGUGGUGGUGCUUGGGACAGGAUGGGCUGGUACUAGUUUCCUUAAGUACCUUGAUGCUUCAGCUUAUGAUGUUCAGGUUGUUUCACCCCGAAAUUAUUUUGCGUUUACUCCUUUGUUACCGAGUGUCACAUGUGGGACGGUUGAAGCACGAAGCAUAGUAGAACCCGUUCGAAAUAUCAUAAAAAAGAGAAAUGGAGAGAUCAAAUUUUGGGAAGCAGAAUGUGUCAAGAUUGAUGCAGCAAAUAAAAAUGUUUCCUUGCGGGCUAAUUUUGACCAAAACUUGGUGGGAAAUAAGGAAUUUUCCCUUGACUAUGACUACUUGGUCAUAGCUUUAGGAGCACAAGUGAACACUUUUAACACCCCUGGUGUCAAGGAGAACUGUCAUUUUCUGAAGGAAGUGGAAGAUGCUCAAAAGAUACGUAUGAGUGUGAUAGAUUGCUUUGAAAUGGCUAUACUUCCAGGUCUAAGUGAAGAAGAGCGGAGGAGAAAUCUUCAUUUUGUAAUUGUUGGAGGAGGUCCUACUGGUGUGGAAUUUGCUGCAGAGCUGCAUGAUUAUUUCCAAGAAGAUUUAGUCAAGUUAUAUCCUAUGGUUAAGGAUCUUGUGAAAAUAACAGUUAUCCAAUCUGGAGAUCACAUCUUGAACAUGUUCGAUGACAGAAUUAGUACUUUUGCUGAGAAGAAGUUUACAAGAGAUGGUAUUGAUGUUCAAACAGGAUGUCGGGUUGUCAGUGUUUCUGAUAAGGAAAUCACGAUGAAGGUGAAAUCGAAGGGAGAGGUUUGCUCUAUACCACAUGGCUUGGUUGUGUGGUCUACUGGUGUUGGGACUCGUCCAGUUGUGAGGGACUUUAUGCAACAAAUUGGGCAGGCUGAUAAACGUGUUCUAGUAACUGACGAAUGGCUGCAUGUAAAGGGAUGUGAAGAUGUGUAUGCCAUUGGUGAUUGUGCUUCAAUUAGUCAACGUAAAAUCAUGGAAGAUAUCUUCACCAUAUUUAAAGCUGCGGACAAAGAUAACUCUGGUACCUUAACAGUUGAUGAAUUUCGAGAUGUAGUUGACGACAUAAUCAUAAGGUACCCCCAAGUGGAACUCUAUUUAAAGAGCAAGCAUCUGCAGGAUGUGACAGACCUAUGGAAAGAUCUCGAUGGUAGUGAUAAGAAGGAAGUGAACGUGGAAGAAUUUAAAUUAGCCCUUUCUCAAGUGGAUUCACAGAUGAAGAGUCUGCCUGCAACUGCUCAGGUUGCUGCGCAACAGGGAACAUAUCUUUCUAGUUGCUUUAACCGGAGGGAGCACUGCAAAGAGCAUCCUGAAGGUCCGAGGCGUUUUAAAAGUUCUGGGCAACAUGAGUUUCUUCCCUUUCGGUACAAGCAUUUCGGGCAAUUUGCUCCGUUGGGGGGAGAGCAAGCAGCAGCAGAGCUACCCGGAGACUGGGUUUCCAUGGGUCAUAGCACACAAUGGCUCUGGUAUUCUGUAUACGCAAGCAAGCAAGUGAGCUGGCGCACUAGAGUUCUUGUGGUAUCGGACUGGACCAGGAGAUUCAUUUUCGGGAGAGAUUCAAGCCGUAUUUGAAGAGGGCAAAGCGCAUUUCUGGCACAUGUAAAUUGUUAUCCUUAAUAGCUAGGUUCAUUGUUGUGCCAUGAUGAGUGUUUGCAUUUGCUUAUGCGAUUCGUUUACUGUCAAAAUGUCGAAACUUACUGCGGUAAAUAUCUUCUUUUGUACAUUCUUCUGAAUGUGCGAAAUGUCGAACGUACUUGGUAAAUAUGAUGUUCUAUCAAAUCCUUCUGAA